AUGGACAAAAGCGGAGCCGCUGCCGUCGACUACCGCGGCCUCGGCAAGGACGUAUUCGAGUUCUUCACGCACCGCACAGCCUUCAACAGCGCCGCGUAUCUCCUCCCCACCAUCGAGUCCAUGAAGAAGGAGAACCCGCGGCUGAGGCUUCUCGACGUCGGCGCAGGCGUGGGUUCCGUGUCGGCCACGCUGGCGGAGGUCCUCGGGCCGGACGGGCACGUGGUCUGCACCGACCUGGCCCCGAGCGUGCUGCCGCAGGCCCAGGCGCUCGCCGAGUCCCGCGGCGUGACCAACAUCUCGUUCCAGACGGCCGAUGUGCACGCGCUGCCGUUCGAGGACGGCGAGUUUGAUAUUGUCCACUGCCACCAGCUGUUCGGCCACAUCAGGGACCCCGUCGCCGCCCUCCGGGAGAUGCUGCGGGUCACCAAGCCCGGCGGGGUGAUGGCUGCGCGCGAGGGCGAUAAGGAAACUGAGAUCAUUUGGCCGCCGCUGCCGGGGGUGCUGAAAUGGCACGAGUUUGAUUCAAACGUGGCCAAGGCACAUGGUGGCACCCUGACUGCCGGUCGACAGCUCCUUGCUUGGGCUCUUGAAGGCGGGGCCAAGCGCGACCAGAUUACGGUCAGCUACGGCACCUGGUUGACCUCGGAAGAGGCAACCAAGGCUGUAUACGCACGGGGUAUCUCCAAGGUCUUGACGGGUCCGACCCGGCAAAAUGCACUCAAGUUUGGUCUCUCGGAGGAAGAUAUUGAUGAGAUCUGCAGAGACACGCUGGCAUGGGCCGACAGGGAAGAUGCGACAUGGCUCAUGCUGCAGACGGAGAUCAUCAUUCGGAAAUAA
This is a messenger RNA of Thermothielavioides terrestris NRRL 8126, 837 nucleotides long. RefSeq lists its product as uncharacterized. Bases 1 to 837 code for a protein of 278 amino acids. NCBI's taxonomy places the organism in Eukaryota, Fungi, Ascomycota, Sordariomycetes, Sordariales, Chaetomiaceae. The transcript is spliced from 3 exons. The record is from RefSeq and is a predicted model, not a curated record.